This is a messenger RNA of Taeniopygia guttata (zebra finch), 4731 nucleotides long. The record is from RefSeq and is a predicted model, not a curated record. Lineage: Eukaryota; Metazoa; Chordata; Aves; Passeriformes; Estrildidae.
GCUCCGCUCCCGCCCCGCCCCGCCGGGGACGUGGCCCAGCGCCCGGAGGAAGCCGCGUCCUUCUCCUCUCCUCCUCCUCGGGCUGGGCGGCCGUGCCCGGGCCGGGAGCGCGGCCCGGGCCUCCCCAGCAGCCCGGAGCGUUGCCGGAGCUUUCGGGUGCUCAGGGAAGCCGCUCGUCCUUCUCCCGAACAGCAGCCGGCGGCGCGUCCGCGGUGACACACGGGCUGCUUGUGCUGGCUGCCGAGGGCCCUCGGGGGCAGAAGAAUGACUUAAUCACCAUCCAGCCCUUGUGGCCAAGGCAGGAGCAGGGCUAGGGCUGCCAGUAACAUGGCUGUGCCUGGAGGCUUACAGAGGCAGCCUGCCAACAGAGGCCUUGUGUCCCACUGCACCCACCAUCAUAUUGUUGUGUUCCUGCUGACCUUCUUCAGUUAUUCCCUGCUCCAUGCCUCCAGAAAGACAUUCAGUAAUGUCAAAGUCAGCAUUUCCAACCAAUGGACUCCCUCCUGCCUAAACAGCACAGCCCCCGAGCUCCGGCCAUAUGAGCUCUGGAACAGCAGCCAUUUAUUUGAAAGUGCAGAAGAAGCAACUCUCUUCCUGGGGACAUUGGACACCAUCUUUUUGUUUUCCUAUGCUGUGGGUCUCUUUGUCAGCGGCAUAGUUGGGGACCGCGUGAAUUUACGCUGGGUUUUGUCUUUUGGCAUGUGUUCUUCUGCUCUGGUGGUGUUCUCCUUUGGCACACUCACAGAAUGGUUGCAUUUCUACAACAAGUGGUUCUACUGCUGUCUCUGGGUUGUGAAUGGCUUGCUGCAGUCCACUGGCUGGCCCUGUGUGGUUGCUGUCAUGGGAAAUUGGUUUGGAAAGGCUGGGAGGGGUUUUGUCUUUGGACUCUGGAGUGCCUGUGCAUCUGUGGGAAAUAUCCUUGGGGCAUUCCUUGCCUCCUGCGUUCUCAAGUAUGGCUAUGAGUAUGCUUUCUUGGUGACGGCCUCAGUACAGUUUGCUGGAGGAGUCAUUGUGUUCUUCGGGCUCCUGACGUCACCGAAGGAAGUGGGCCUCCCUGAGCUUGGAGCAGAUGAAGACGAAGCCAAUUUGGAAGAAGAUGCCAACAGACCUCUAAUGGGCAAUGAUGAUGUAGAUGAUGAUGACCAGAAUUACUCCAUUCAAGCAACUGACAAUGACAACCAGCCCAAGGCCAUUGGCUUUUUCCAGGCUUGUUGCCUUCCUGGUGUAGUACUGUACUCUUUGGCCUAUGCGUGCUUGAAGCUGGUGAAUUACUCAUUCUUCUUCUGGCUGCCCUUCUACCUCAGCAGCAACUUUGGAUGGAAAGAAGCAGAAGCUGACCAGCUCUCAAUCUGGUAUGAUGUGGGAGGAAUCAUAGGUGGGACUAUCCAGGGCUUGAUUUCUGAUGUGCUGCAGAAGAGAGCCCCCGUGUUAGCAGUGAGCCUGCUCUUUGCUGUGGGCUCUCUCUUUGGAUACAGCCGUUCCCCAAACAGCAAACCUAUCAAUGCUGUGAUCAUGGCAAUUACAGGAUUUUUCAUCGGAGGCCCUUCUAACAUGAUCAGUUCUGCAAUUUCUGCUGAUCUGGGGCGUCAGGAUCUGGUGAAAGGCAGCAGCGAGGCUCUGGCGACAGUCACAGGAAUUGUGGAUGGAACAGGCAGUAUUGGUGCUGCCGUAGGCCAGCCUGAGUUGCUGCUGGGCCAUCUCAUUGUCUGCUGGAUAUCAUCUCUGGUGUUUAUUUGGCCGUCCAUGUCCUGCUGGGUGACAGCCACCAUCAUGUGACUGAUGGUUGUGAGUUCUCCCCUCCUGCCAAGAGACAAGUAGGCAUAUUUGUGGGUACCUGUAUCUGGUUCAGCCAGAAGUACCAGAAAACUCCCCUUUCUCCCUUCUGGCAACCUCCCUGCCCUGCUCUCCUACUUUAUCCUUCCUUUAUGCCAUGUACAGUGUAUGGCAUGUGCUCUGGGAGAUACACAAAGUCAGGCAUGGGCUUUGGAUACUUCUAUUGUGCAACAAUUAGUGCCCUCUUCUCCCAUACCCUCUUCUCUACUAGUGUGCUGGUGGUUAUGUCUUUGAUAAGAACAGGUUUCUCGCUAAGACCCUCACCUAUAGUCAUAAGUCAGCAUUCUAGAGCUACCAAUAAACCACUUUUCCAUGCUGAUAGCAGCCCUCAGCCCUGUGGACCUUGCUGAAGGUCUGUGAAUGGCUAGAGAAUAAAACACUAGUGGAUGAAGGAUGUUGCACAGCAAACGUAGUCUGCGAAGAUGAUGUGCCUGUAGAUUCAUUCUGUAGAGUGUGCAGAGUGAAUGAAUUCCAUACACUCUGCUUAUUUGAUUGCUAGUUUUAACCACAGAAUUCCCACACUCAGUACCUAGCACCAUGACCCAAACUCCACUAUGAUCCUGACUCCACAUUGGCCCAUACAACAGUGAGCUGUACCUGACCCGUUUAUUCACAAGCAUGCAUUAGAGUACCAGACAACUGUAUCAUCUUCCUAUCAUUCUAGUUCCUCAGUCCUAAGAUUUUCCUCCUAGCCCUGGCAUUUCCUCUACCUUCCACUGUCCACCCAUGGCAAUAUUUCUCCCCAAACGUAAGCCUGAGCACAUCCAUCAUCCUUACAGGAUCAUUGGAAGCCACUUGAUGUGGUGACUCAAGUGCCUUUGCAGGUUUAUUUUAUAAUGAUAAGAAACAGGUAGAAUUUCUGCACAAUCCUCACAUUAUUCAGGAAGAAUCCUACACUUAAAGUCCUUUUUACCCCACAGCCUGAUUCCAGCUUUAAGGAUAAACUAUCAGCCAGCAUUCCUUGAACCACAAGCAGAAGCAUUGUGCCUUACUGAGCACCAGCACUCAGGCUUGCCCUGAAGAUCAAGCAGAGGUGGUGCUCUUCAGUCCUUGGUGCCCCAGUCUCUAACCCUGACUUUAGUGUCUGAAGAUCCAAUGCUUGUUACUUACCUGUACCUCUGAGUGCCAGAGCCACUCACCCCUGCCAGCCUCAGCCCAUAUGACUGUGUUUCUAACAUUUUUCCUGUAAUCCAGGCAUGGAGAUGGAGGCAGCCGCUGGGACUUGCUUGGUGUACGAGCUGUAAGUUGUGUUUUUCAGAGCUGGGGCUUGAUGGGGCAGAGCAAGUUUUGGUGGAUUUUAGGGUGGAAGGAUUAUAUUUGGGCAUGGCUUGAAGGACUAAGUAGCUUGCUCAGCUGCUGAGGGGAUGGUAGGCUGGGUACAAGAUGGGGCAUGGGGCAGUGUGACAGUAUCCGUACAUCAGUGAGCGAGCAGGCAGUCAUGCUCUGUGGCACUGAUCACUCUCCUUUCCUAAAACAAGCUUCAUUCUUCCCAUCUUCUUAAUUCUCAUUGCGUUUCUACUUGGUCUUCAUCACUGACUCCAGCCUUUUUCCUCCAGCCUUUGGAUUUCCAGAGCUACCAGCUGCUCUAGAGCUGGUUCUUCAGCCUUCCCCAGCUCUCUGUCAUUGCUGCCGUGACUGCUUUUGACAGUCAGAGCUCAGCAUAUGAAGGCCAAGCAUAAGAACUCUAUGUUGCCUACUAGAAGGUGAUCUGCACACUAUAUUUCACAUUGGUGUGUCUUGCUGGUUGAGAGACAAGAAUGGAGAGUGCUAUGGCCUCAAGUGUCUUCAGGUAUUGUCAUGUAGCUGUGAAUACUGAGCUUGGUUCUGAAAUUUUUUUGGGAUUGGCCUUUAACCUAGCUUCAUUUAAUUAUUUACAUUGAAGGUAGGUAUUGCUUUUUUUUUUUUUUUUUUUUUUUUCUGAACUGUGUUUAGUAAGAUUAGUCAUGGAAUAGCUCUCCAACUUUCUGGAAAGAAUACUUAUUAAAAGGGGUUUUGUAAUUGUUUUGCUGUGUUACAUUCAAGUAUAGCCUAGUGUUGUUUGAAAGAAAGCUUGGAAAGAGAAAAGCUGACAGCAGGUCAGACUGAGGGAGGUGGAGCUGGUUUAUGCUACUUUUUUUGCAACAGAUGAAGUUGGUAUUCCCCACCUGAUUAAGGUGCAGCAGACUGAAUCACUAACACACCUUGUUCUGAAAUAAAUCAGUGGCAAAACGACAUUGCUUGUGGCAGUAGGCAAAGUCCUUAUUAAACAGCAAGCAUUACUUUGCGUGCUUAAGAUCACAACUACUCUCUUUAAACAAACAAACAAGCAAACUUUUUUUCCCACAAUCAAAGCCAGUGAAGGGCAGGUCCCCACACUUCCUCAUUCUUGGCACUCUCACUGAUGGGUUGUCUUUUUCAGUGAAAACUUCCUCACCCAACCCGGCAGUGCUGGAUUCACCCUGAGCCCGUACAGGUCUCCUCCCCAUGUCAGGCAGCCUCACCCCGUGACUCCCAGGAAUACCCACCUAUUCCCAUCUGCCUUACCAAGGGGGGUUCAGUGGGUUUGUCCUUUGCAGACACUUCCUGAUACACAGCACGUCUGCAUUUUUAUGGCCAAUUUGGAUAAAGACAUUGCUCCAGCUGGUAACUGCAGCUUCCAGAUAAGACUGACCCCCUGACAAUGUAAGAAACACCCAACUAAGGAGUAAGGAAUUGUCCAUUUUCAGACUCCAGAGUGGCUACACAUGCCAACAUUUUGUUGCACAGACACGGAAUAACAACUCUAACUAGAAGAGUUCUCUUGGCAGUUAUUACCUUAUCUGUAAUUGAUUCUGUGAGAGUUUGCAGGCCCUACCAUUAGAAAGUAACUUCCUGCGUGUGUCUUCGAAUCAGAUUAAUAAAGGGAAACAAUAUUUUUAA